CAACAGCUCUCACCUAAUGUGAAUAUACGAUACUUUCGCACCCCUCUGUAUAACUCCAAACAAUAAAUACAAUUAAUACGAUCAUGACAUGAUAAUGCUGUGAUUAUUAGGUCUUCUACUAUCGCAGGUAUUGGCCAAUAUGUAUGGCCAUGCCAGUACUGUCUACCGCAAAUAAAUGAGUCCGACAAACGGCUGAUGCUGGCAAAGGACGAAAUACUGUACGUAUACAACCUUGUAUACAUUAUUACGACUGCUGUUUACUUUCUGCUGUUUUUCAUAAUUAAGACACACAGAAAAAGCUUCCUCAAAAAAUUAAGCUAAACGUAUUUAUUUCCACAUCUGGAGACACUAGCGGUUUUAAUUGUAACAUGGUCCCAAAUCGAAAGCGGAACCCGUCUUAAGCAAUUCCUCUUUUGACCGAAAUUCAGUGCUUUUUUAAAAAAAUGAGGAUUUUUGUCCCUUUUUCUUAAGAAUGCAAAGAACUGUCUCAAAUCAAUAGUUCCCUUUGUAUCGAUUUAGAUCCGUACAUUAUUUUAACAUUUCAGGGUCAUCAUCCAAUGCAAUAUUUUCACAGUGUCUCUGCGAGGACAUAUUUUUUGUUAAAAAUGAAGGCCUAUAUAAAAUUGCCGCGAAUAUUACUUAAAGCCGCUAUAUGUCUGCUUACUCUGGCAUGUCGAUGUUUUCGUAUUAAUCUGCAAACAGUGGUGUGCGUGGAUAGAUGGUGGUGUGGUAAAGUUUUGUCAGUCCCAAAGCUUUCCCCUGAAGACCUCUUUUAACUUCUGUCUUUGGGAGGGGAUUUGUGGCGGCAUUGUCUCGCCUCUUCGUGAUCGUUCAGCUACACUAUACUCUGCUUGGAAUUAUAGAUUCGUCAAUAUUUCGUCUUUUUACGGUACCCGAGCCGGAAGUUUCAGUAACUUAUUAGUAUUGGUGAAAAGAGUAACUUGCUGCUUCUGUAGAGUUCAAAGUGAUCGCAGGGACACGCUGACUCUGUUGAAAUGUUUCAGGAUUUUAAGAAGACUAGAUAUGGAAGAUUCAUGAAUGGCCGAGUGCCGCCCCACAAAAGGUACCAACCCACGGAUUAUGAGCACGCGGCCAACUGUGCCACUCAUGCGCUCUGGAUCCUUCCCAGCAUCCUCGGCAGCUCCCUCUUGCACUUCCUCUCUGACAACCAAUGGGAGACAGUUACCGCAUGGAUCUAUGGCCUGGGGCUGUCAGGCCUCUUCACCGUGUCCACCGUGUUCCACACCAUCUCCUGGAAGAUGAGCCACUUCCGGACUGUGGAGCACUGCCUGCACAUGUGCGACAGGAUGGUGAUCUACUUCUUCAUCGCAGCUUCCUACGCCCCCUGGCUGAACUUGAGAGACCUGGGUCCUUGGGGCUCUCACAUGCGCUGGGUCAUAUGGGUCAUGGCGUGCAUCGGCACGGCCUACGUCUUCUUCUUCCAUGAGCGGUUCAAGAUUAUAGAGUUGCUAUGUUACACAGUUAUGGGGUUCUGUCCUGCCUUGGUGAUCCUGUCAAUGACUGACAGGGGUGGCGUCUUUGAGCUGCUCCUAGGGGGCGUGGCCUACUGCAUGGGUAUCGUGUUCUUCAAGAGCGACGGGCUCGUCCCCUUUGCGCACGCCAUCUGGCACCUGUUCGUGGUGCUGGGAGCCAGCGCUCACUAUUACGCUAUAUGGAGGUACCUGUAUGUGCCUGGAAAUGGGCAGAUGAAGACCUCAAGAUGACACGACUGCACAACUUGCCCACAAAAUCUCCCUGGAGACCUGCGACUAACUGCUGGUGUGACCAAGUCCGACAGCUUAAUGAGAGGCAGUAACCAGGUUCCUGUGACAGAUGUAGCAUCUAAAUGACCUUUUGGUCAACAUAAGUCUUAGUCUUAGUCUAGUACUGUAGCUUUGCCUUUUGAGUCCAAAAACAUGCAGCUAGGAGAGCUGGAGACUCUGUAAUGCCCAGAGUGCAUGAUGGUGAGUGGAUACCUGGCACCAGACUGGCCUCCUAUCCAGGUGGCCUCUUGUCUCACACCCUUUGCUUCCUAGAAUAGGCUACAAAUGCACUUUGACCUUGUAUAAGAUAUGUGACUUUAGAAGGUGGAAGGAUGGAUGGUUGCUAUGUUGUCAUUAUUUAAGAUCGAUGUCCAAAACAAUCCAGAACAGAACUGUAAUGGAGAACCGGGCCGACAGAUGCCACAUUCUCCUCAUUGCUCAUUAGUAUCCUCAGCAGACCGUGUUUACAUAUAAGGUGUCCACGGAUCACUUUGAGUAAUGCGAGAUGCGCCUGGACACCAGUGUUGUCCUUAUUUGUUGAACUCACUAAUAGCCUCUUAAGCCUUCUUAAGAAGCCCCCAAGAGGGGGGGGGGGGGCAUACCAUAACACAAACAAAGGGCAUCUUCCAGUUCACCUGUAGGCAGAGACCUGGACAGGGAAGUGUGGUGUAUUUAUUUAUUUAUUUAUUUAUUCGUGCCCCCUGCCUCUCUGAUGCCAGUCCACUGAGCUCUCAUUGGCUGGCAGGCUGUCCUGAUGCCAAGCAGAUUUUAGUGCAGGCUGCCCGCCUUGGGGGGGACCAGUUUAUUAAAGGCUUGUUUUUAGGUCAUGUAAUUGUGAAGGGAUCCAGAUAUAGUUUGGCUUUGGGACACUUCAAGUAGCUUCCUAAACACUGGUUAGCGCACUCAGCUAAAGCGACAGCAUGAAAUAGCAGAUUCCUAGAGAGGCUGAACUAUACAUGGUCUGCAAAUACUGCAAAUUAUACAGCAUGGCAUCUAGUGAGAUUCAAAAAUAAUGAACAGUGUACUGUAAUGAGGAGGUUUCUUAUGGUUUAUCUUAAACAUUAUUUUCUGUGCAAGAUGCCUAAACAAACACAAAUGUAACCAUAAUUAAGGGAAUUGAGGCAUAAUCCAGGUUUGCCAACUGUCACACAUCUGGCUUGGCACUCACACUUUCAGACUCUCAUGCUUUCAGACUCUCACGCUUUCAGACUCUCAUGCUUUCAGACUCUCACGCUUUCAGACUCUCAUACUUUCAGACUCAUACUUUCAGACUCUCACGCUU
Paramormyrops kingsleyae is the source of this 3045-nucleotide messenger RNA. RefSeq names its product monocyte to macrophage differentiation factor 2-like. NCBI's taxonomy places the organism in Eukaryota, Metazoa, Chordata, Actinopteri, Osteoglossiformes, Mormyridae. Gene Ontology annotation, cellular component: membrane. Gene Ontology annotation, molecular function: pore-forming activity. The record is from RefSeq and is a predicted model, not a curated record.